This is a messenger RNA of Ectocarpus siliculosus, 2804 nucleotides long. NCBI's taxonomy places the organism in Eukaryota, Phaeophyceae, Ectocarpales, Ectocarpaceae. The record is from the annotation of a GenBank genome assembly.
AUGAACAUCAACAAGCUCCGGAAUAAGGCGGAGGGUCUGGUCACCCAGCUCACGGUGAAGGAUGAGUGUGAGAAGAGGGUGCUGGAUGCUGUCUCCAACAACAAGUACGCUGCUCCACGCUCCUUGCUGAACGAGGUGGCCGAGGAUACGUUCGCCCACGACAGAUACGGCACGGUAAUGCGGUUGGUGUGGAAAACUAUCGACUCGCCACCGCGGAACUGGCGGUCCAUCUCGAAGGCGCUGGUUCUGGUGGAUCACCUCGUCAAGCACGGCGCGGAAAGGGUAGUGGCCGACGUGCAACAGCACGUUCACGAGAUCGCUUGCCUCAACGAGUUCAGAUACGUUGAGAAUAUGUACGACACGGGUGGCGGUGUUCGCGAGAAGGCCCGGGAGCUGGUGAGUCUGAUGGACAAUCCCGAUCUAAUCCAGGCCCAGCGUCGCAAUGCUAGAGACCUGAAAUCCCAGUACAACGGCUACGGGGGCGACAUGCCACCAAGGCUAUCUGGCGGCAGCGGAGGCGGUUCACGUCACCCCCACGACUCAUCCGGGGGCGGCGGCGGCAGCGGCAGAAACAGCGGCGAAAUUAGUGACGAUUGGAGGGCUGGGUACGACCGCAGUCCGACGCCUCCGCAGAUCGACGCGAGGAGGGCUGUUGGCGGCAGGUCGGAGUCGAUCGACUUCGACGAGGGUAGGGAAGGGUACAGCGGAAGGCUUAGCCGGUUCCAGGAGCAGGAGAAGAGGGAGGCAAAACUGGUGUCGGGGGGGCGCAGGGGCAGCCGGGACAGCGCCGAAGGCGCUAGCUCAACCGCACCAAGAGCAGGCGGUGCUGGCGGCAAGGGUGCCUCAGCGUCCAAGAAACGCACGGACGGCAAGAAGCAGUCGUCGGGGCCGGAUCUACUGUCCGGGGAUGAUCCGUUCCCGAGGUGGUGAGGGCCGGCAUCGGCGGGAUCGACCUAGCCGCAGCGGUGGGAGGGCUCCGGCAGACCGGGUUCAAGCCGUCGGACAUCGGGGGCAAGACGGAGUUCUCGGGCCAGGGGCAGCGGGGCAGCGACGGCAGGCACGUGGCGGCGCCGCCGCUGACCCAGCAGCAGCAGCGCACGGCACACCUUGCUCCCCCCCAGCCGUCGGUGGAGUACGUCGAGGAAGGGCAGGAGGAGGAGGUCGUAGUCCGCGCCAGCACGAGGGAGUUCUUGGGAGCUCGCUCGGGGCUUAACAAGACGGGGCUGAGCGGCCGACUGCAGGAGACGCCGCAAGAACCACCGCAGCCGCAGCCGCAGCCGCAGCAGCAGCAGCAGCAGCAGCAGCAGCAGCAGGCCCCGACCCUGGGGGCCGCAUCGACGACACCCUCUUACCAAGGAACCCCGCAGGCAGGGCAGUGGCAGGGGUGGCCGCAGCAGGAGCAGAGGCAAGGUGGAGGUGCAGGCGGGGGGCAGCCUCCCAGCUGGCAGACCCGCCAGGGAGGGCUGAAGAGCACGGGGCUUAUGGCAGGCGGCGGUAGUGGUGCGGCACAACCGGGGGCUUCGGGUCAACAGGAAUCCGCGCCCUGGCAGCAGGGUGCGGCGGGUUUGAGGCGGACGGGUUUGUAGCCUCGUGGAAGUGGCAGGCCUACACGCGUUACCAUGGGUCACCGUGCCAAUGCGUGUGAUGGCACGCAUCGGCGUUUUGCACCCCUCGGAGCCUUGACACUGGGGUGCGAUAGACAGUGAUUCCGCAACGGUAUCGGUGUUUUCGUACCUUUGGUGUGCCUACCUCGGUGCGAUACCACCGGUAAAACCCUGCUUCGGAGAAAUCGCACCCUUAUGAAAAUCCCGCUUCGGUCGGAAGUAUUUUGCGGUUGAAAUGGUGAGUCUUUUGCAGCAGGCCUUGCUGCAGGCGGGAUAGGACUGGAUGUUAGAAAAGGUUGGAAGGGGGGGGGCUUUCCGAAAGCUAAUAGGUUGUUCGGGGGUGUUGUGUGUCGAACGCAAGUUGGGUAGGAAAACCAGGAAGCAUUCGGAAUUUUGAAAAGUGACGGGUGACAAAGGGGGGGUCCGCCCUCCAUUGUCGAGCGUCGCUUCCUUGUGAGAACGUUGUUGCCCUUGCUGUUUUUGGAUGGUUUUGCAUUGUCACCUGUCGGCACGCCUGCUAAGUAGUGACGUAAAUUUUUUAUUAGGCCACCCGCUGCUUGAAGAGUUGCUUUGUUUCGAGUGGGAUUGGAUAGUGUCUAGGGAGGUCUCCUGCAAUCGUUUGUCCAUGUUUUUGCGUAACCGCGAUCGAUAGUCUCGUCCGUUGUCCACACAAAGUCUCACGUGGCUUCUCCAGAGGUUGCAGACCUGAUCUGCAACCAUGAGCAUAGCGUUGUAAGGUUGUACAGCAGUACCAUAGCGAUGUUUUUUAUGGAUGCCGGUACGAUAGUUUUGCCUGCUUGGCUGCCUGUUUGUGUAGAAGGGAUGGAAUCCUCCACCCCCCACGAAGUUAUCAAUUUCCAGCCCGACUUGGCAGCACUGCUCAAUGAGCGUGCUCACAAACUCGUGGUUGAUGGUUGUUGAGGGUUGGGUGUAAUACGCCGGCAUGUUCAUCGCGUCUGUGAGUUGGCGCCAGGACAGCCAGGAAGGGAGACGGCUCUAGCUGUGCCUAUGUUGGAGAGGCAGAGGGUACUACUCUGUUGGUGUUUGUCAUGAGAAGGCCGGUGAUAGGCGUGUGAUCAAGAGGGCGACUGCUGUGUGUUCAUUGACUUCUGUUGUUCGUGCAUGCUGCCGUGCCGCGUCAAAGCUCCCCGCGCCAACCAUACGUGGACGAGGAUAUAAGCACCAAAAACUAACAACUAU